This is a messenger RNA of Paramuricea clavata, 840 nucleotides long. Lineage: Eukaryota; Metazoa; Cnidaria; Anthozoa; Malacalcyonacea; Plexauridae. The record is from the annotation of a GenBank genome assembly.
AUGCAUGGUAAAACGACUCGACCUAAUAAACAUAAGAUAAUAACAACUCGGUCCUGGAAUGAAACUUCCGUCAAUGACUUUGUGGUUAGCUUGCAACAAGCUCCAUGGAGUGUGACCGAGACUUUUGAUGAGAUCGACGAUAUGUCUUCUGCUUGGGACUUAUUGAUGAAAUCAUUGAUUGAACAACACUUUCCUUUAAGACGGAAACGCAUACGAAAGCAAACGCAUCCAUGGCUGAAUGGUGAAGUACUUCGAUUGAUGAGAGCUCGCAACCAAGCUCAUAAAAAAGCAGUAAAAUCAGGACUGAUUUGUGACUGGAACGAAUACAAACAUCUUAGGAACAGAGUGACGAGCGUAAAUAGGAAGGCUAGGAGGAACUAUUUCUCUAAUAAGCUUAAUGAAAAUCGUAGUAAUCCCCGUGCUUUUUGGAAUAUACUUCGUAGCGUUCUACCGUCUAAAAGUAAUCGAAGCUUAAUAAACAAGCUAGUGGUAAAUGAGAAAGAACUGACAAACAAGAAAGAUAUAGCGAAUUCAUUAAAUGAAUAUUUUACGACUAUUGCAUCAACGCUUCUGGGAAAUCGACCAUCAUUGGAUACCGAACUAUAUCCAAUUAAACAACCAAUAAACAAUCCCACAAGUACUUUUAAAUUUCAAUCCUUGUGCGAAGCAGAUGUGUCCUAUGCCCUGCAAACGAUGGAUUCAUUUAAAGCUACCGGUGCAGAUAAUAUUCCUGCUAAAGUUCUAAAGAUUGCCGCACCUUACAUUAGUAAAGUUGUGACGAACAUAUUCAACGCAUCAUAUAUGAGCGGUAAAUUUCCCUCGAUAUGGAAAGUAGCGAAG